This is a messenger RNA of Lecanosticta acicola, 2103 nucleotides long. The record is from the annotation of a GenBank genome assembly. Lineage: Eukaryota; Fungi; Ascomycota; Dothideomycetes; Mycosphaerellales; Mycosphaerellaceae.
AUGGCCAUGACAACGCGCGCAACUACCCCAUCGCAUCCCGAACAGUUCGCCGCGCUCGAGGGAGCGCCCCGCACACCGACGUCCAUAUCGUCUGGCUCCGUGCCGCCGACCACCACCAGCGGCGCAGUGGGGAAGUCGGGUCUCCUGCGACCGACUCCGUCGCAGAGGGCGGGCAUUGCAGGUGCUGAGCUACCGCUCUCGCCCAAGUCGAAACAGGCGCGUUUGUCGCCCGGAAGGGCAGCGACGCUAACGGGCGCUGCCGCGAUGGCGGAGCUGAAGAGGAGGAAACAGCAGCAGCAGCAGUCGCAGAAGAACUCGGGCGGUGAAUCUGGCGACCGGCAGACGAGCCCCAACCCAGCUGUGGCGGCGAUGCAGUCACUGAUGGGCCCGGGCGGCAUGAGCAGAGUGGCAGACGCGCCGGCUCCGGAUAAAUUGAGCGAGCCGCUGCGCGAGGCGGCCGAGAAAAUCUCGGUGCCUGACAACAACUCGCAGCAGGACUCGGACGAGGUCAGUCCUGCCAGUCUCGGGAGCUUUGGCACGCUCGAGAGCACGGGCGGGGCCAGCGCCAUGACAGCCACAGCCACAGCCAACGACCACACUUCUGCCCCAGGCCAACAAUUUGUGGCUGAGCCCUCCGACAUGGCUGACGGAGAGACAUAUCCGCAGAACACCGGCAACGGGAACCUCGCCGUGCCCGACCAAAACGGCAACAAAGCAAUCUCCUACUCCUACCCCGGGCCGCCACCUCAGCCCGACCCGAAUGAGGAGGGCAGCGGUCCGUCACGCGGCAUGAGCCUGCCGCGGUACGGCCGGGGCAGCAGUCCCAAAUCACCAGCCUCCAAUAAGCGACACAGAUGCCCCUACUGCGCGACCGACUUCACCCGCCACCACAACCUCAAGAGCCACCUGCUUACUCACACUCAAGAGAAGCCCUAUGUGUGUCAAACCUGCCAAGCCCGCUUCCGCCGCCUGCACGAUCUCAAACGCCACACCAAGCUGCACACCGGCGAACGCCCACACACCUGUGACAGGUGCGGCAGAAAAUUCGCACGUGGUGACGCACUCGCACGGCAUAACAAAGGGCCGGGAGGCUGUGCAGGUCGUCGCUCGAGCUUUGGCGGCGACGACGACGACGCUGAAGGCCAGGGCGAGAGCAUGGAUGGAGUCGAGUACGACGACGGCAACGACGAACAGGGACGACGGAUCAGCGAACCCAACCGGAAACGCCAGCAGCUCGAGACUCCCGAAGACCCCAACAGACAAGUCUACCGGCAGCCCUCGAGCACUUAUCCUCCUGCUCCCACUCGAAGCAUGGGUGGGAGCGUGGGUGGGAGCAUGGGGCCGCCACAGGUCAUUCACCCCGGAUCGAGCAGCGUAACCUCGCCGCGAGAGAUGUCUGGACAGCGCAGUCCGGCAGGUGGGUCCUCCGUCGGCUCUACGUACUAUGGGUCAGGACAGGUCUUCGCUGAGCCAGGUGUCAUGAUGACAUCGUCGCCGAAGCCCCUCUCGCCUGGCCAGCCGCCUGAUCAACACCGGCUCAGUGUUGGUGAUGGUAGCAACAUGAACCGCAAUCGGUCCACGAGCUUGACAACACAGUUCCAGCAACAGCACUUUGGCCGACAGCCUGGAAGCGUGGGUGGAGGAAGUGUUGGUGGCAGUGGCGGUGCCAGGACGCCUCCGCCACCCAAUGUGCAAAAUGUUCAGUUUCCUCAGAACCAAGGUGUGCAGCCCAACAUACUGCCCCCACUGGGCUCGGGCAAUCAGGUCGGCUCCCGCGGACCACCCCAGAUGACUGGAGGAGCUGCACCGAACAUGCACCAACACCCGCCACAGCAACACCACCCCAAUCAAGGCUCGAAUCCAGGCAGCCUGUCGAGCCAUGGUCGAUCAUCGGGAAGCAGUCUCCGCGACAUGACCCAAGAUCCGAAUGACAUCUGGGGAUAUGUUCGACAACUCGAGUCGCGCUUCAGUAGAAUGCAAGACGAAUACGAGUUGCGCAUCAGCCGCCUGCAGGAGGAGCUAAUAUCACUCCGCGGACAGGUCGGCCAGAUCUCCAACGCGGCGAGUUAUAGCAGCGAGAUGGGCCAGCCGCGGGCCUAUUGA